UGUUUUAGGUUCCUGCAGCGUGUUUUUGUCUGUGGACACAAAAACUGCGAAAUCAAGGAGAAGGACAGCGCCCAGAAUAACUGUAAACCUCUGUAAACUGUAUGGAGCACCGCGCUGGGAAUGGCUCUCCGGGCGUUCUCUCCGGGCUGUCGGACAUGUAAACGCAGGACAUGAGCCUGUUAAAGCCACAGUGCUUCGCUGAGCAGCGCUGUUUGAUCCAAGAGAAACGUGCCUUGUAAGGAAGCAGGAUGUUCACCGGCUCCACGAAACUGCCACCCACUAAAAGCCCCCAGCCCGAGCGGCUGGAUGAAGUGUACGCUGCCUUACGCAGAGGCUUACAGUCCUACCUGCAGGUCCACCAGCUGGAGCUGGACAGUCUGGGUCAACAGAUCAGAGAAAACAAGAGGAACGGACGUUUGGGGUCGCUGUAUGAGCUGGAUAAGCAAGUGAAAGCCAUCGAGAGGUUCAUGCGGCGCUUGGAGUUCCACCUCAGCAAGGUUGAAGAACUCUAUGAAGCUUAUUGCAUUCAACGGCGGGUGCGCGAUGGCGCCAGUAAGAUGGUGGCGGCGUUCAACUCGGCCACGGGCAGCAGAGAGGCCAGGGAGAGUCUGAGCGAAGCCAACAAGGGCUUCAGAGAGUGUACGGAGCACAUGUGUUCGCUUGAGAGUGAAUUAGAAAGCCAGAUGGGAGAAUUUCAUGUCAAGAUGAAGGGCCUCGCCGGCUUCGCGCGCCUCUGUGCCGGGGACCAGUACGAGGUCCUGAUGCGCUACGGGCGGCAGCGCUGGAGGCUACGAGGCCGCGUGGAAGUCAGCAACAAGCAGAUGUGGGACAGCGAAGAGUACAUAUUCCUGCCUCUCGUCACAGAGCUGCUGUCAAUCAAGGUGACGGAGCUGAAGAGCUUGGCCAACCACGUGGUGGUGGGCAGCGUGUCCUGCGAGAUGCUCGACCUGUUCUGCCCGCUGCCGCAGACGCUCGCCGUGGACAUCAACGACCUGGGCACGGUGAAGCUGAACCUGGAGGUCACCUGGAGUCCGUUCGAUAAGGACGACCAGACCUCGUGCACCAGUACGGUUUCUAAACGGCUGCUGGCCAAUCAGAGCCCACCCGACACGCCUUCCAUGCGGGAGCAGGUGUUCUAUUCUCUCCUCAAGCGUCAGGGAGAAAUGGAGAACGGGACGGUCUGGUCCAACUCCUCCGAGUCCUCCGACGACUCCUCCAGUCCAGCGCUGGCUCACCAGAGGCUGACGGCCUCCAACAUGCUGCAGACCACCCUCACCAGUCAGCUGUCGUCCACUCCACACAAGUCCAGCGCGUCCACGCCGUCGCUCUCGUCCAACCAAGAAGAAGAGGAGACAGAGUCCGGGGAGGUUUUCUCUCAGACAGAGUCGGUGCCUAAUGGCCAUCUGCAGACUUCCUGCUCUCGUAGCCCGGACUUUACAGUGACUGACAGGGCAUGUGUCCAAUCAGCUGACCUCUGUGAAACCUCCGCAGACCUGAGCUGCUCGUGCCCGGAUGUCUCGUCCGUACCCGCCGCGUUAGCGAGAGAGAUGUUUGAAAGCUGCACGCCACAGGUCUCAGCAGAGGUGAAGGCUGAUUCACCUGAGGAGUCGGUGCAGGAUAAAAGAGACAAAGCAGAGAUGGAGCACAGCACCGAAGAAGCAACGUCAGAGGAUGCCAAGUCUGUCCAGGAGCCAAAACAGCCCGAGGAAUCUCCAGCGGCUUCUUUUCCCACGUCUGCUAGUUUCACCCAAGAAGUCGAGACGGCGCUCGAAAGUUUCGACUUUCUCAACUGUUCUGACCUUGAUGAAGAGGAGGAAGACGAGGAACAGAAGGAAGACAAAGGAGAGAAAGAAGAGGAGAGCGAGCCAAACGAAGAGGACAAAGACGAAACAGAGGAAGAGAACAGGGAGGAGAUCUGUCACUCUGGAGGAAGUGAUGAUGAGCAGAUGGACGGUCUUGAGAUUCUUAUGGAAGCCCCAGAAGGAUUUAGGAACUCAGAUGAAGAUCGUUUCUCUGAAUCCCAGGAGUCAAUUACAGAGGAUGUGCUGGAUUUGGGACAGGUGGAAAUGCCAGAGGACACGGAGGAGCCUGGGGAGGAAAACAGAGACGAGCCACAAGGAGAAGACGCAUCCCCCUGAUCAGGAGCCUGUCCACUUCCAUCUGGCCACUGUGGAGCCAUAGUUAAACCAUUUCUCCCACUCUGAUCCAUUCACACCUUUCUCCUCUUAUGCUGUGGGACUGCAGGACGUCCCACUUACUGCUCAGACAAACAAGCUCUUCCAUUGCGGUGGCGUUUGUGCACAUAUUUGCCUUGUUCUGACCAAGAACGAUAAACCUCUGGGUUUCUGCACCUCAGUCAUGACUGAAGAUCUCGCCCACAUCCACCUCCGUCAUCAUUACAACACACUCACAAUGCCUGUGUUUAAGUGGGACUCCACUAAAGUUUACACAAACUGUUCCUGUCGUGUGAAAAUCCAGUGUCCAAAACGUUAACAUUUCAGGAACAGCUAAAAGCUGCCUUUUGAUUUUAUUACAGUGCAUUUUUAAGUAUUUACUAAUUUUUCAAAUGGUUCAAGUUAAUGCAGCUCUUUAAUUCAGAGAAUCACACAAUGACCUAUCCAACGGUUUCGUAACGCAGUAUUUGUGAAUAUGAAAAAAUAGAGGUUGUGAUUUUCAGUGUUUAAAUCAGUGUGCAGCAUCGAGCAGGAGAGAAAAAACGCGUCAUAGACAUGUGAUGUUUGUCUGAAGAUUUCUAUCAACGUGCUGUGAACAUGAAGUCAUUUCCAAAUCGAGAGAAUCUCCUGAAACCAACAGUUUAUUUUAAGCAUCGGCUAAAAAUGAGAAAUACCCAGAUAUACACAUGUAAGCGUCACGGCUGCACCGGAGCUGUGAGUAAAAUACAUUACAUGUGGAACUGAUGUAAAAACUUGAAGGAUAGCAGUUUCUCAGCUAUUAUUUAAAACUGGUCUUGGUUCUGUUUUUGCAAAGAUGAAAAUGACCUGCAGUGCAAAACUAUAUUUAAACCUGCAUGUGUAGCUGCCUCCCACUGCCAGCAUGUCCGUACGAACUGACCAGUUCAAGUCUGUGAGCUCCUGUGGAAGGAAGACGUCGUGUCCGUAGCUGUGUGCAAAGGCUGCCUCACGGGGGCGCUAUAGUCCGUCAAGCAUCGUGCUUUACAUUGUGUUUCAAAGCCUCUUUAUUCAGAAAGUGCCUCAAGCGACAGAGAUGUAUGGAUUUAAAUGCCACGACGUGAGAGAUCAGGCAGAAGAGACGUGUUUAUUUUCCGAAUUACUUUAAGAUUGUGCACAAUAAGAUAUUUACUGUUUCAUAUAAAGAAAUGUAUAUGUCUUGAAAUGUUCAAAUGUUUAUGUUCAGAAUUGUUAAACUUUAUAAAGGUUUCUUUAAAAUUAAA
Betta splendens (Siamese fighting fish) is the source of this 3412-nucleotide messenger RNA. Its product is annotated as rho family-interacting cell polarization regulator 1-like. The transcript has 17 exons. Bases 249 to 2138 code for a protein of 629 amino acids. Lineage: Eukaryota; Metazoa; Chordata; Actinopteri; Anabantiformes; Osphronemidae. The record is from RefSeq and is a predicted model, not a curated record.